Messenger RNA from Gadus morhua (Atlantic cod), 2074 nucleotides. RefSeq names its product tyrosine 3-monooxygenase/tryptophan 5-monooxygenase activation protein, theta polypeptide b (gene ywhaqb). NCBI's taxonomy places the organism in Eukaryota, Metazoa, Chordata, Actinopteri, Gadiformes, Gadidae. The coding region runs from base 271 to 1023 and encodes 250 amino acids. The record is from RefSeq and is a predicted model, not a curated record. The transcript has 6 exons.
UGUCGAAUAACCGUUUGUGAUUGGACGUACAACGCUAAAUCGAAACGCCCCGUUUAGCAUGUUAAGUUGAAUUUUACUGCCUCUGCUGUUCGUUGCCUCUGACCAAUCCCUCAAAUCGGAUCAAUUUUGUGGAGCAAAUUUGGACCGCAGUAGGUUUGAGGUUUAGCCGGAGAACGACGCUGCUCCAGCCUCCUUGUUGUAGACCUUCACGUCCCGGGACCUGUAGCUCUCUUUGUGCGACCGGUACUUGUUCUUCACCCGAUAUAAACUAUGGAUAAAACGGAGCUGAUCCAGAAGGCCAAGCUGGCGGAGCAGGCCGAGCGUUACGACGACAUGGCGGCGGCCAUGAAGGAGGUGACGGAGAAGGGCGGCGAGCUGUCAAACGAGGAGCGUAACCUGCUCUCCGUGGCGUACAAGAACGUGGUGGGGGCCCGACGGUCGGCGUGGAGGGUCAUCUCCAGCAUCGGACAGAAGACCGAUGGCACGGAUAAGAAGCUGCAAAUGAUCACUGAAUACCGGGAGAAGGUGGAGGUCGAACUGCGGGACAUCUGCAACGACGUAUUGGGACUGCUUGACAAUUUUUUAAUUGAGAACUCUACAAAUCCGGAGAGCAAAGUCUUCUACCUUAAAAUGAAGGGAGACUAUUUUAGAUACCUCGCUGAGGUGGCCGCUGGAGACGACAAGUCAAAAACCAUAGAGAGCUCUCAGGAGGCCUACCAGAACGCCUUUGACAUCAGCCGGAAGGAGAUGGACUCCACACACCCCAUCCGCCUCGGCCUGGCCCUCAACUUCUCUGUCUUCUUCUACGAGAUCCUCAACUCUCCAGAGAAGGCCUGCGAUCUGGCCAAGAACGCGUUUGAUGAUGCCAUCGCUGAGCUGGACAAGCUGAACGAGGAGUCGUACAAAGACAGCACUCUGAUCAUGCAGCUCCUGAGAGACAAUCUGACAUUAUGGACGUCCGACAACACUGCUGAGGAAGGCGAGGGCGGUGAGGCGGUAGAGGCCGGCGAGAACGAGAACUAAAACAACCGCCCAUCAAGUCGGGGUUCAUUCCUAAAACAAAAAGCAACAAAAAAAAAAGAAACUUUUUACACAUCCUUCAUUCCUUCUUGCUCCACUUAAAAACAUUCUUGCAUUGAACCCAUUAUUGAAAUGAGCUGUGUGGGGAAAUCUGGGCUUGGGUGGGAGGGAGGGGUUUACGGAAGAAAGUAUUGGGCUCUCAAAUUUGAACAAAAGUGAACAGAUUUGAUCAAAAGUGACCGGAGCGGCCCUCCAGUCCAUCGCUAGGUUUUAUCCCCCUGGCCCUCCCUAUGUGGCAGUGACUGCCGUAGAUUAAUAGCUUUACUCGCUAUCAGAGUCCCGGGAGGCAGUAGAGGGCAAACACUCCACGGGGCGUCUCCUUUAACAACUAGAAACUUUUAAAACAAUGAACUUGGGAGUUUUCGUUUUCAAUAAAGUUGAGUAUUCAAUAGAAUUUGAAACCUGUUAGAUUAAGACCAUUUCGUCGUCGUUUCCCCCCCUCCCCACCCUCUAUGUUUUAGUGCGUCUGUCUCUUCACAUUUCUGUGGUACGGCUACUGCUGCUGGAAGUUCAUUUUGAUGCUAAUCCCAGAGUUCCAUACGACUAGGGAGAGCCAGUAUAACGUUCAAAUGUUCUGACUUUUACUAUACCACCAGAUGGUGCCAAUCGGUUGAACGCUCACAUUUUGUCCUCUUCUAAAGCAACUGUUUCACUUCAGCAUGCCCGAGUUGGUGGGAGGGUGGGGGCGUUGUCAUUACAGGGACCUAUUAAUGGGAAAAACAGUUCUGCCAUGCAUGCAAUUUUAAAUAUGACACUGGAAUGGAAUUUAAAAAAAUGCUAUAAUGCACACAAAGUCCAAUGGUUAAGUUUGGAACUUGUCAGGGCCGGUUUGUACACAUUAAGAGGGUGUCGGUUAGUUCAGUGAUUGUUAAGAGAUUUGGACCACUAUUGUGUUUUGCUAAUCAUCGAUUGUAGUCCCCAAAAAGCCUUGUGGAACAGUUUGAUGCCCUAUGUAUCAGCUAUGUAACAUGAAUAAAACAUUUUAUAAACCCAA